AUGACCGCAGCAAGUCCGGCAGGGGCGAUGUCAGUAACCAGUGCGCAUCCCACGGUGCAGCCUCCGCCUACCGAUCCGUUUCCCCCUACAAUUCCACAAGAAGAACACUCUCCCGUCGAAGCCGUAAUUGCAGAAACAGAGAAACUCUCUCCGGUAAACCAAGACUCCGAACCCUUGAAUGAUGAAGCAAUUUUGGCUUACUACGAUUCUGAUCCGGAGGAGAGGGCGGAAAGGCUGAGGAAGGAGAACCAAAACCAUGAGGGGGGAAAUAUAGCGGAGGAAACGCCUACUGUGGAGACCGUCCGUCAAGAGAGGGUUAGGGAAGAAAUAGAUCUGAACGAAUCGGCACAGAAGCGCAGCCUCAUGACCGAUACGGAGUUUGAGUCAAUCGUGGAAGAGGUAAACCGCAGAGAGGAUACUGCUUUGAUAGCUGAGGGUCUAGACCUCGCAUCAAGGUCAGUAGGAGGGGUUGAGAAAGUACAGGGUGAAGAGAAAGAGCCGGAGCCAGUAGAUCCCCUAGUGGAAGUAGGGGAUAGUAGAAUGCAGGUAGGAGAGGAGGAACCAGCUGCAGAAACCCAAGAGCCAGAACCGGUGGCGCCUCCAGUAGUGAAGCCCAAGCCCAUAAAGCGGAGCUUAAUAUUGAAGACUGAUCCUAAGGCAAACCGGCCUAAACCGCAGAGGGUUUCGCAGAGAUGCUUGGGAAACACAUCCGGGAACACAAGAACAGGAGCAAAGACAGGAAAAGCUAGAGAAGGCUGUGUCCGAAGUAGCGGAGGAGAACAGACAGAUGAGAUCAGAAAUGACACGGCUAGCAUCAGUGAUGGAAGGAAUCCUGAAGGAGUCUGCAGGACAGACGAGGAAGAGUCAGAAGCAAAGAGCUUUGGAGACGAUUGUUACCAGGCUAGGAGAGGAAAACCAACGGCUGAUAACAGAAAUGGCCAGGAUGGCGUCCGUAAUAGACGAGAUAUUGAUGGAGUUAAUGCAACAAGGCCAAAAGGAAGCUGUUGA
This is a messenger RNA of Salvia splendens (bonfire salvia), 1008 nucleotides long. RefSeq lists its product as uncharacterized. The transcript is spliced from 2 exons. The coding region runs from base 1 to 1008 and encodes 335 amino acids. The record is from RefSeq and is a predicted model, not a curated record. Lineage: Eukaryota; Viridiplantae; Streptophyta; Magnoliopsida; Lamiales; Lamiaceae.